CUACUACCUUAUAGCGACGCUGCUGUAGGCAUGCUAAACCCGUACAACCUCUACACAAUUAGUGUUAAUGUGUUAAUAGUCACGCUUGCUCAGUGAUUUAAACAUUAUCAAACACGCCAAUUUCAAAAAGCUCUUGCCAUUAGUAAAGAUGGCUUCCUGAUUCCGGAGGAAUCAAGCCCAACCUUGUGGAUAUGACGUGAUAUAUGUCCGCCGGUCUCAUUCAAUGCCACACCCACUUAGAUUAUUUUUGCAGUUGAAUAGAUAUAAUAACCCCUCAUUUUAAAGAACUGUUGAGAGACCUGGAAUUUGAUUGUACUUUUAUGUACAAAGAAACUAUUCUCAUCCUAAAAUUCGCCUGUUGACAAAUGCUAUAAAAGGCGUUGACGUAACCACGUGACCCUCUCUCUGUCUCCUACCGCCAUCAUGGAAGCCAGCCGCGUGCAGCCGAUCAAGCUUGCCCGGGUAACAAAAGUCUUGGGGCGCACUGGUUCUCAGGGUCAGUGUACCCAGGUCCGUGUCGAGUUCAUGGAUGACAGCAACCGUUCCAUCAUCCGUAAUGUUAAGGGACCAGUUAGAGAGGGUGAUGUCCUGACUCUGCUGGAAUCUGAGCGAGAAGCUAGGAGAUUACGUUGAUUUUCACCAGGUCCAUGGCUUUAUGUGAAGGAAACGACUGCAAUAUGUUUUGCUGCCAAAAAGUGGGCCAUCUGUGAAUCCAGAAAAGAUCCUGGUUUUCUGUUUGUAAAAUAAAGAUUUGUAAAGAACAUCUGCA
Messenger RNA from Xenopus laevis (African clawed frog), 769 nucleotides. RefSeq names its product ribosomal protein S28 pseudogene 9 S homeolog (gene rps28.S). Gene Ontology annotation, molecular function: structural constituent of ribosome. Gene Ontology annotation, biological process: maturation of SSU-rRNA; ribosomal small subunit assembly; translation. The transcript has 4 exons. The record is from RefSeq and is a predicted model, not a curated record. Bases 424 to 633 code for a protein of 69 amino acids. NCBI's taxonomy places the organism in Eukaryota, Metazoa, Chordata, Amphibia, Anura, Pipidae. Gene Ontology annotation, cellular component: cytosolic small ribosomal subunit; ribosome; cytosolic ribosome.